Molecule: messenger RNA, 726 nt
Organism: Dujonia railenensis
Lineage: Eukaryota; Fungi; Ascomycota; Pichiomycetes; Serinales; Debaryomycetaceae
Source: the annotation of a GenBank genome assembly
AUGGCUGCUGCAUUAAAACCAGAAACUCAAGUCAAGAAGGCUAAGACCGACGCUAAGAUCUUAGAAAAGAGAGCCGCUGACAAGGCUGCUCGUAAGGUUACUUCUGCUGAAAAGAGAAAGACCAUCUUUGACAGAGCUGCUGCUUACCAAAAGGAAUACACUGAAGCUGAACGUUCAGUUAUCCAAGCUAAGAGAGACGCUAAGGCUUCCGGUUCUUACUACGUUGACGCUCAAGAAAAGUUAGUUUUCAUUGUCAGAAUCAAGGGUAUCAUGAAGAUUCCACCUAAGCCAAGAAAGGUUUUGCAAUUAUUAAGAUUGACCCAAAUUAACGCUGGUGUUUUUGUCAGAUUAACCAAGGCCACUUCUGAAUUAAUUAAGUUAGCUGAACCAUACAUUGCUUACGGUUACCCAUCUUUGUCUACUAUCAGACAAUUACUUUACAAGAGAGGUUACGGUAAGAUCAACAAGCAAAGAAUUGCUUUGACUGACAACGCUAUCGUUGAAGCCAACUUAGGUAAGUACGGUAUCUUAUCUAUCGAAGAUUUGAUUCACGAAAUCUACACUGUUGGUCCAAACUUCAAGCAAGUCAACAACUUCUUAUGGCCAUUCAAGCUUUCUAACCCUAACGGUGGUUUCAGAGCUAGAAAGUUCCAACACUUUAUCCAAGGUGGUGACUUCGGUAACAGAGAAGAAUUCAUCAACGCUUUAGUUAAGCAAAUGAACUAA